Messenger RNA from Branchiostoma floridae (Florida lancelet), 1810 nucleotides. RefSeq names its product mediator of DNA damage checkpoint protein 1-like. The record is from RefSeq and is a predicted model, not a curated record. The transcript is spliced from 8 exons. NCBI's taxonomy places the organism in Eukaryota, Metazoa, Chordata, Leptocardii, Amphioxiformes, Branchiostomatidae. The coding region runs from base 50 to 1810 and encodes 586 amino acids.
AGUAGCGGCCCUGCCGAAGCCCGGCGCGGUGAAGCCCGAUCGUCGGGAGAUGCUGCUCAAGUGGAAGCAGGAGAAGGAGCUAAAGCAGAAGCUGGCAGCUCGAGAGAAGGCCAAGAACAGGACCUUCAAGGUCUGCCACGUCAAGUACGACCCCACUCCAACCUGGUCUGCUGCUGAGGAGGACAACAAGAAAACAAAACCUAAGCAGCCUGUUGGCCCCAUGAGGGCGUCGGCCAGACUUGCCGCCCGGACAGACGCAAAACCCAAGCCCGACGCACCGGUCGGAAGGGUCACCAGGUCGCGAGCUGCCUCGGCCAAUCAGAAGGCAGCAGCAGAGCCGCCCAAGCGGACGACGCGGCAGCGUGUUCCGAGCGGCACGGCGGUGAGUAAGAAGGAGGUGCCAGCGCGCCAGACCAGGAAGAGAGCCACCAGCACCAAGGAGACUGAGCCCAAACCAGCGCCAGUGAAGAAGCGUGCUGCCUCUGCUAAGCAGGCCGAGCCGACGAGGGUCACACGCGCACGGGCCAAGAGCGAGGCUGCAGUUCCAAACAAGCCUGCUGCUGACCACAAGACCGUUGACGACGGCCUCGACGAUGACCUUCAACCUGUGAACUUUGACUUCAGCCUCAGCAAGGUCAACACAGUGUCCAAUCAGAGGGGAGAACCACAGGAAUCGAACCCUGGACCCUCGUUUGCCCCCACUGAUUUCUCCUUCCACGCUCCGAGCCACCUGCCUUCCUUCUCCUUCACCCCCCUGAGCCCGAGGUCAGCUGACGCGUUCUUGUUCCCGGGGUCGGGUGCUGGCGGAUCCUUCCUCAACUCUCCUUAUGUGUCCAAAAACAACAGACACUCCACUCCCAAGUCCGUCACCCGCAGAAACAAGAGAACCAGCAAACUGGCCCGAGCUGAGGAGGGCGAGGCAGCUCCCGUCACUACGGCGACCGAGCAGCCAACCAAUGAGGUGCCAUCCAGUGAAAAUCAGACCAAUGAAGAGCCAGGCCCAGAAAAUGUUGCUAAGGCAACUGAUGUGCAGGCCAAUGAAGAGUCAGCUCCCAUCCCCAUGGCAACAGAGCAGCCAACCAAUGUGGUGGCAUCCAGUGAAAACCAGACCAAUGAAGAGCCAGAACCUGUGGCUAUGGAAACAGAAGAGAUGGCCAAUAAGGAUACGACCAGCAAACAGCCAAUCAUGCCAGAGCCAGCUCCCAUUGCCAUGGAAACAGAGAAGGAAGCCAAUGAGAGCCAAGCAGUGGAGGAGCAAGCCAAUGAGGAGCCAGUUCUGCCUGAAGAAGCUGAGCCAAAAGAUGCUGAGAAGACUGAAGCCCCACUCGAGGAACCAAUGCAAGAGGCUCAAGAUGUCUCAGAGGCGGUUUCAUCUACCGAGACUCUUCAAGAUGCUGUCCAGGUCCAUCAGAUGGAAGCUUCCCAAGAUGCAGUGCAGGAAGCAUCCCACGAUGCACCAGCAGCUGACCCAUCUGUCCAAAGCCAUGAGAUGGAACCUUCCCAGGAUGCAGUGCAGGAAACUGGUCCAUCUGUGGAUGCCCCAGAGCAGGUGGUUCCCUCCUUCCCUGAGGUGGGUCCUGAUGCGGCAGCUGUGGAGGAUGUUCUGCCUGUGGGAGAUGCCAACCAGCUCAUCCAGCCUGCUGAUGACAUUGUGCAGGGACCCGAGGAUGGAGCAGAGGCACAUGACGUGCCGUACUUCCGGCGGCUGCUGGUGUCCCAGGCAGAACACCUGACAGGGCUGUGCACCAAGUGGGAGGACACAGUCACACAGGACGGACUCUCAGAGGAAGGACUGAAGGAGGAUGAAUGA